AUGGAAGAAUUGCUAUCAAUGGGCCAUAUGAAGAAAGUAGAUCAAAGCUGUAAUGUUAAAUACUACUUACCUCAUCAAGCGGUAGUACGAGAAAGUAGCUUAACUACAAAAGUAAGAGUGGUAUUCGAUGCUUCUUCCAAAACUACCAACGGUAAAAGCUUAAACGACAUAUUGCAAGUAGGUCCCAAGCUACAAAAAGAUAUAUUUGACAUCAUUACGAAAUGGAGGUCAUGGAAAUAUGUAAUAUCUUCUGAUGUGGAGAAAAUGUUUCGCCAAAUAAAAAUUGAUACACCUGAUCAAGAAUACCAAUAUGUUUUGUGGAGGAAGAAUCCAAGCAAUCCAAUUGAACAAUACAAAUUAACAACUGUAACGUAUGGUACCAGUUCAGCACCCUUUUUGGCAAUUAGAACAUUAAUUGAAAUUGCCAAUCAUUGUAAAGAUGAAGAGAUUUCUAGCAGAAUAAAAGAAGACUUUUACAUGGACGAUUUACUAACUGGAGCAGAUACAAUCCAAGAUUGUAAGAAGAUACGAGAAGCAAUAUCCAACCACUUAGAUAAAUUUGGGUUUCAUUUGCGUAAAUGGAUAUCCAACAAUGGUCAGAUAAUAAAAACUGACAACUUUGAAAAUAAUGAGGUGCUAAACAUACAAGAAGAUGCAUGUUUGAAAACAUUGGGUUUGCAAUGGAACCCUAAGACGGAUAAUUUUACAUUCGACAUGCAAAUCGAGGAUGAUCUUAAAAUUACGAAACGGAUUGUGUUAUCACGUAUCGCAAGGAUAUUCGAUCCAUUAGGAUGGUUAACACCGAUUACGGUAACGGCAAAAUUGUUUAUACAACAUUUGUGGAAAUUGCAAUCAGACUGGGAUGAACCAUUGGAUAAAGAUCUCAGUAAAACUUGGAAAUCGUUUGUUCAAAACUUGCCAGCGCUGACAAACAUAAAAAUAAAUCGAUGGAUUCAACGAUCAAACGGGACACCAUUACAAUUGCAUGGGUUUGCAGAUGCAUCUGAAAAGGCUUAUGCUGCUGUGGUUUAUGCAAAAGUUGGCUCAACAAUUACAAUAGUAGCCGCAAAAAGCAAAGUAAACCCCAUAAAAAACAAGAAGACUCUGCCUAAAUUGGAAUUGUGUGCAGCGCAUCUGUUAGCGAGAUUAUUGCAUAAAAUCAAGUACAAAAUCAACGCUGGUGCAGACAUUUAUGCAUGGAGUGAUUCUAUGAUCACAUUAUCAUGGAUAAGAAAGCCUAAUAGCAAAGAGAAAUUCAUAAGAACAAGAGUUUCCGAAAUAAAUCAAUGUUUGCCAAAUGUGAAAUGGGGCUAUGUAAAAUCUAAAGAAAAUCCAGCUGAUAUCGGAUCAAGAGGCAUUAAUCCAGAAAAACUUGAAAGCUGUUCCCUUUGGUGGUGUGGUCCGGAAUGGCUCAAAAAAGAUAAAAAUAAUUGGCCAUCAGAAGAGCCUGAUGUCAAGGAAGAUGAAAAGAAUAUUUGCUUACGUGAUUAG
Messenger RNA from Calliphora vicina (urban bluebottle blowfly), 1491 nucleotides. RefSeq lists its product as uncharacterized. The coding region runs from base 1 to 1491 and encodes 496 amino acids. Lineage: Eukaryota; Metazoa; Arthropoda; Insecta; Diptera; Calliphoridae. The transcript is spliced from 2 exons. The record is from RefSeq and is a predicted model, not a curated record.